UCGUACUUAGCUGUUGAAAGUGAACAUUUGAUUUGUUAAGAUUGUUUAAACGAUAUUUUAUUACUAAACACAUUUUAUAACGAUGGUUCAAAACUGGUGUUCGUAUCCGAAUCCAGCGCCAGGUGAAGAAGUUGUUAUUUGUGGUAUUUCUGGUUUAUUUCCAAAAAGUGACAACAUUAUUGAAUUAAAGCACAAUUUAUACAAUGGUAUUGAUAUGAUAUCAGAAGAUAACUCAUCCACAAGUCCUGACAUACCAAAAUAUUUGGGUCGAGUGAAUCCAAAUAAUCUCAGCGAGUUUGAUAAUAAGUUUUUUAAUGUACCAGAUGAACAAAUUCGUUCAUUGGAUCCAAUGAUUCGCAUACAUUUAGAGAAAACAUAUGAGGCCAUAAUUGAUGCAGGAUUAAAUCCCGACGAUUUACGUGGAACAAAAACUGGAGUUUACACAGCGUCUUCAUUUAAUGAAGUUGACUAUGGUUGGAUUCAUACACCAGCAAAUGUUGAUGGCUACGGUGUGAUUGGAAAUAGUAGAGCAAUGUUAGCUAACCACGUAAGUCUAUGGUUAGAUUUACAUGGUCCAUCGUAUAAUUUGGAUACAGCAUGUUCAAGUUACUUAUAUGCUGUUGAGCACGGGUAUAGAGAUUUGAGAGCUGGUAUUGUGGAUUGUGCGCUUGUUGGAACCGGAAAUUUAUGUUUGUCUGAAAUGACAACUUUACAAUUUGCACGUUUGGGUUUAUUAUCAAAAGAAGGAGCUUGUCGAACUUUUGAUGAAAAAGCAAAUGGCUAUGCAAGAUCUGAAACAAUUGGAUGCAUGGUGUUAAUGCGUGCUAAAGAUGCUAAACGUAUCUACUCGUAUAUUGUGCACUCAAAGACUAAUUGUGAUGGAUAUAAACCUCAAGGUAUUACAUUUCCAUCUACAGAAGGUCAACACAAAUUAUUGAGUGAAUUCUAUAACGAAAUUACAAUUUUACCGAAAGAUAUUAAUUACGUUGAAUGCCACGGCACUGGUACUAAAGUCGGAGACGUAGAGGAAUGUAUUUCAGUUGAGAAAAUAUUUUGUAAAGAUCGUAAAACACCGUUAAAAAUUGGUUCGGUUAAAUCUAAUCUUGGGCAUUCCGAACCAUCCUCUGGAUUAUGUGCAAUUGCAAAAUGUAUUUUUUCCAUGGAAUCGGGUUUGAUCCCACCGAAUUUGCAUUAUAAUAUACCACGGAAGGAAAUUCAAGGAUUAAUCGAAAAUAAAUUUGAAGUUGUUGACAAAAUUACACCAUUGGAUGGUGAUUACAUGGCUGUAAGUGGAUUUGGAUUUGGUGGAGCUAAUGCACAUCUGUUGUUAAAACGUUUUAAAAAAAUGAAAAAAAAUUAUGGAUACCCCUCAGAUGACCUACCACGACUUGUUUGUGUAUCUGGCAGAACUCAAGAUGCAGUGAAUACAAUCAUCCAAGAUUUACAAAAACGUUCUAUAGAUGUAGAGCACGUUCGAUUGUAUCAUGAAGUUUAUCGGAAGAAUAUAAAAAAGCAUGAUUAUCGUGGGUAUGUGCUAUUACAAAAAAGUGAGCCACGUAAUAUUGGCCAUGCAACGAAAUUUAUUAAAAAUUUGGCAACACCAGCCAUUUGUUAUGUUUUCACUGGAGUAGGAAGUCAAUGGGCUGGCAUGGGCAUAACAUUAAUGCAAAUACCAAAAUUCGCGGCAACAAUGCAUAAAUUGAACAAAUAUCUAGAUCCACUUUGUGUAGAUAUUGUGAAGAUUAUUACUGAUACAAAUCCAAAAGUUUUUGAUAAUCCUCUGUAUGCAAUACUUGGAACUACAGCGAUCCAAAUUGGUUUAGUUGAUGUAUUGAAUGCAAUUGGCAUCGAAGCGGAUCAAAUGAUUGGUUAUUCCACUGGAGAAUUCGCAUGUGCCUAUGCUGAUAAUUGUUUAACCGCUGAGCAAACAAUUUUGGCUGCAUAUUAUCGUGGAUUAGCAUUGUUUGAUUCCAAAAUGAUUGGGAAGUCGAUGGCUGUGACUGAUCUUAAUUCAAAUGAGUUAUUAAAUGACUAUACAACAGAAAUCGAUAGUGAUGAGCAUAUCAAUAAAAGAAACAGCAUGGGAAUUUCUGGUUCAGUAGAGCCGGGACUACUGAGAGAAUUAAGAAAAUUAAUUCCAAAUCCAAAAUCAAAAUCAAAGAAAUGGAUUAGUAAAACUGAAUCAACAAACAUGAAGAAUAAUGAAAACCACGAAUUAUGUUCAGCAGAUUAUCUAAUCAAUAUUUUAAAUACUCCAUAUUUAAAAACAAAUUUUAAAAAUAUUCAAUCAAAUACAGUUAUUCUUGAAAUAUCACCAGCUAAUUCAUUAGUUGAUAUGUUAAAAGAUGUUAUUGAUAAAGAGAAUGUAUUGAUUGGAUCACUGAUGCAAAAGAACGAUUAUGAUUUAAACACAUUUUUUAAUAUUAUUGGAAACUUGUAUACAAAAGGAUUCAAUCCACAAUUGGCAACAUUGUACCCCGAAGUACAAUUUCCUGUAAGCUGUGGUACUCCAAUGAUAGGACACACCGUAAAAUGGGAACAUUCAAGAAAAUGGCCAGUAACAAUAGAAGGGUUUAGUUGGGUCGACACAUCGUUGGAAAAAACGGUUGUAAUCGAUGUGACUACGCCAACACUUGAAUAUCUUACAGGCCACGUAGUUGAUGGUCGAAAUCUUUUUCCGGCAACUGGUUACUUAGCUUUAAUGUGGAACGCCUUAUCCGAAAUUGAAGGAGAAUUAUUGGAAAAUAUUGCAGUGGAAUUUGAAGAUGUUCAAUUUUUACGGGCUACAAAUAUCUCUACAAAAAAUACACUAACAUUUGAAAUGAUGAUACAAAAGGGUACCGGAAAUUUUGAAAUUUUAGAAAGUGAUUCAGUUGUUGUCACUGGUCGACUCAAGCGUUUACCUCAUAAUUCCAAAGAAUUACUAAAGCUGCCCGAAGUAAAACCAAUUGUCAAUGAUACUGACAAGUUACCGUUAAACUCACGUGAUAUUUACAAAGAGUUGCGCUUACGUGGCUACAAUUAUCAAAGGGAGUUCAAGGGCAUUCUAUCUACGGAUAAUAGUGGCUUUGUUGGGCAAAUUGAAUGGAAACCAGGCAUGUGGGCUGCAUUUAUGGAUAAUAUGCUACAACUUCAAAUAUUACAAGAAGAUGCCAGAUAUUUAUAUGUACCCACAAGUAUACGAAAAUUAACAAUAUAUCCGCAUGAACAUUUCCAACAUAUCCAAGAACACGAAGAUGGUAGACAGUCAAUAACCGUCACAAAUUACAAAGAAUAUAAAGUACUACAAGGUGGAGGUAUCCAAAUUGAGGGUUUAAUGGCAACAUCAAUAAAUCGUCGUAAACCUUUGGCUGAAUCUGUUUUAGAAAAACAAGAAUUUGUGCCAUUAAUAAAUUGUAUUUCCCAAAAAUAUACGGUUGUUGAUGCUAUGCGAAUAUUUUUCCAAAUCGGCUUAGAGAAUAACCCAAGUGUUAAAGUAAAAGUCGUUGAGGUUGAUAAUGAAGUCAACGAUAUAUUGGCACCAGUAAUUUUUGAAGUCCUAAGCGACCUACCAUUAAUUCAACCUGAUAUAACAGUUCUUUCAAGUCGAUCUUUUCAAUUGCCAAAUAAUUGUCAAGUUUCUAACAAACCAUUAGAAACUGAAUCCAAAGCUGAUUAUAUUAUGGCACAUGAUUUACUAAACAAUCCAAAUAAAUUGCCAAUCAUUGGUACUGUUUCAAAAAAUAAAGAUAGUUUUGUAAUCUCACGGGAAAAUCCGAAAACAAAAACUUGUAGUAUACCUGAUUACGAUAUAUUAUGCGAACUAUUUACUGAAAAUGAUAAACUAUUAAUGCUACGAAAAAAACAGAUAUUAAAUAUUAACAAAUCUACAGAAAUAAUAAAAAUUACAAAUGACCUUGAAUUCCCUUGGAUGGAACAAUUACAACAAUUAAUGAAAAGUAAAAUACCAACAAUUUUAUAUUCACAAAAUGAACCAAUUAGUGGAUUAAUUGGAUUGAUUAAUUGUUUACGAAAAGAGUACAUAAGUAAUUCAAUUCAAGCUGUGUUCAUAAAUGAUAAGAAUGCACCAGAAUUCGAUAUCAACGAUCCAUUCUACAAAAAACAAUUAGAUCUUGGUUUGGCUGUAAAUGUGUACCUGAAUGGUGUUUGGGGUGGAUAUCGUCAUUUGAAAUUGUUAGGAACAAAAACAAUAACUGACACAGCUUAUAUUAAUUGCGUAACUCGAGGAGAUUUAUCGAGUAUGACCUGGAUAGAACUGCCACUGUCCUCAAAACCUAGAGGCAUUAUUGAAAUUUGUUAUUCGGCAAUGAAUUUUCGAGAUGUUAUGCUAGCGACAGGAAAAUUGAGCAGUGAUUUUAUGGAUAAAGGUAAAACUGACCCUGAUUGUGUGUUGCCAUUAGACUGUGUUCAAGGCUUAGAAUUUUCUGGAGUUGGUCCAGAUGGAAAACGGUAUAUGGGUUUAGUAACGCGCGCUGGACAAGCAACAAGAGUUGAAUAUGAUGAAAACUUGACGUGGCCAGUACCAGAUAAUUGGAGUUUAGAAGAUGCCGCAACAGUUCCUGUUGUUUAUUCGACUGUAUACGGAUCGCUAAUUAAAAAUGGAAUGUCUAAGGGCCACUCAGUCCUUAUUCACUCUGGAACGGGGGGUGUUGGUUUAGCUGCUAUUCAUGUUGCGUUACAUUAUGGUUGCGAAGUAUUCACAACCGUUGGAACGCAAGAGAAACGGGAAUUCAUAAAAAAAAUGUUUCCACAAAUUAAAGAGAGUCAUAUUGGUAAUUCACGUGACACAUCAUUUGAACAAAUGGUUAUGAGUGAAACAAAAGGUCGUGGUGUGGACUUUGUGUUGAAUUCACUGGCUGAAGAAAAGCUACUAGCAUCUGUUCGGUGUCUAGCUGAGUAUGGAAAAUUUAUGGAAAUUGGUAAAUUUGAUUUAUCCAAAAAUAAUAAACUUGGAAUGGAAGUAUUUAUGCGUGGGGCUUCGUUUCAUGGAAUCAUGUUGGAUAAUACGUUGGAAGCACCAGCCGAGGAGAAAGAAGUAAUUCGUUCAAUGAUAUUGAAAGGCAUUCAAGACGGAGCCAUUAAGCCUUUGCCUAGGACUGUGUUUGACAUUGAAAAUUUAGAAGCACCUUAUAGAUACCUCAGUGCUGGCAAACACAUUGGUAAAGUAUUGAUCAAAAUUCGUGAUAAUGAGGCACAGAAAACCGUUUUGGUACCUGCAAUUCCAAGAUUAUACGUAAAGCAUAAUAAAUCGAUUGUGAUCAUUGGCGGUCUGGGUGGAUUUGGAUUGGAAUUAGCUAAUUGGUUGAUUCAGAGAGGUUGUAGAAAUUUAAUACUUUCGUCAAGACAGGGUUUAAGAAAGGGAUACCAAUCAAUUCGAAUACAAAAAUGGCGCUCUGCUGGUAUUAACGUACAAGUUUCUACUGCAAACAUUUCAACAAAAGAAGGGUGCAUAGAAAUAUUGCAAUUUGCCGAACAAUUUGGUCCGGUUGAUGGUAUUUACAACUUAGCCGUAAUAUUAAGAGAUGCCUUGUUCGAAAAUCAAAGUAUUGAAAAUUUUCAAACAUCUUUUGGUGGGAAAGUAUUGGGUACAAAAUAUUUAGAUGAAGUGAGUCGUACACUUUGUCCAGAGCUGCGACAUUUUGUUGUAUUCUCAAGUGUAUCCUGCGGGCGUGGUAAUGCGGGUCAAACUAAUUAUGGAAUGGCAAAUUCAGUAAUGGAACGUAUAUGUGAAGAGCGUCAUGCCAGUGGAUAUCCAGCUCUUGCUAUACAAUGGGGUGCUAUUGGUGAAGUAGGGCUUGUUGCCGAUAUGCAAGAUAAUGAUACAAUAUUAGAAAUUGGUGGAACGCUUCAACAGAGCUUAAACAGCUGUUUCAAUGCCAUGGAUAUUUUCUUGAAACAGUCAUCACCUGUUGUUGCAAGUAUGGUGGUUGCUGAGAAAAAGUAUGGAUUCAACGCCGGCGGAAGUAUUUUAGAUUCUGUUGUAUCUAUUAUGGGGAUAAAAGAUCAUACAAAACUGAGUAAGCAUUCAAAACUAUCGGAGAUUGGUAUGGAUUCAAUGAUGGCAGUCGAAAUUAAACAAACAUUAGAAAGAGAAUUUGAGCUUUUCUUAACACCACAAGAUAUACGAAAUUUAACUUUCUCAAAAUUAAUCGAACUGCAAAAUCAACUGGUUGAUAAUACAGAAUCAGGUGAUACAUUGAAAGAAAACUCGAUGCCCCAGGAAGAUGUAUUUAAAAUGCUUGUACGUACGUUGGGUGAUGAAAAUGAAGAUAUAGAACCGAUGAUAGAAUUGCCAUCAAUCAAAAAUAAAGAAAACUCAAUGCCACUGUUCUUCAUUCCGGGCAUUGAAGGGAAUUGUCUAGUAUUUGAAGCACUAUGUUCAAGAUUAAAUUAUCAAUGUUAUGGUUUACAGACUUCGUUUGAGGAUACCACUGAUAACAUUAGUGCUCUAACUCAAAAAAUGGUCUCACUAAUUACAUCCAAAUUAGCGAAAAAUGAAAAGUAUGGUAUUGUUGGCUACUCAUAUGGUUCAAUAUUGGCAACAGAAAUUACAACACAGUUAGAAAAAUUGGGGCAUAAAGGUCGUUGUUUAUUUAUUGAUGGAUCACCUACAUUUUUGAAAGCGCUUAUUCGUAAUCUGCUCUCAAUGUCAAUGUCAGAAAAAAUAUCAGCCAGUACUGUCGAAUCAAGAUUAAUAGCAUUGAUGUUAUCGUUGUUCCUUACAGAAAGUGUGUCUAAUAUUUUGAAUGAACUAGAAACUCUGCCAGAUUGGGAAUCACGAGUGGACCUAUUAUUAUCCAAAAAACCGGAAGGUGUAUCUUUAUAUUCUGAGAAAUACACUCGUACACUUUGUAAUGGUUUAUUGGCACGAUUUAAGUCAGUAUUAAAUUACAACAUAUCCGAAGAAAUUAAAUUAAAUGUUCCGAUUGCGUUAGUUCGACCUACUAUUCAAGUGAUUAGUGAAUCGUCUGAAGAUUAUGAUUUAUCGACCUUGGUGGAUAAAGAAUCAUCAAAAAUUCCUAUAACUAUACUAGAAGGGGAUCAUUACACUGUUUUAGAAAAUGUAUCAUUGCCAAAUUUAGUCAAUGAAUUUUUUUCUUAAUGAGUAGGGUCAAAUUGAAUUG
Messenger RNA from Chrysoperla carnea, 7124 nucleotides. Its product is annotated as fatty acid synthase-like. Bases 83 to 7102 code for a protein of 2339 amino acids. Gene Ontology annotation, biological process: fatty acid biosynthetic process. The transcript is spliced from 14 exons. The record is from RefSeq and is a predicted model, not a curated record. Lineage: Eukaryota; Metazoa; Arthropoda; Insecta; Neuroptera; Chrysopidae. Gene Ontology annotation, molecular function: fatty acid synthase activity; oxidoreductase activity.